Messenger RNA from Daphnia pulicaria, 1651 nucleotides. RefSeq names its product mucin-2-like. Lineage: Eukaryota; Metazoa; Arthropoda; Branchiopoda; Diplostraca; Daphniidae. Bases 445 to 1638 code for a protein of 397 amino acids. The transcript is spliced from 3 exons. The record is from RefSeq and is a predicted model, not a curated record.
UCGUGUGCGGUUUCAGGCUCCACGAUUCCUUUCGUGUCUGUUAAGCGGACGCCUAUUUCUGUAAUACGUGAUUCACAUGAUAUUCGAGUACAAGAAGAGAGAAAAAAAGAAGUCGGCCAUUCGUUACGACUGUUGGUCAGCAUGAGCCGUAGGACGUGGCGUUUCUUCUCGACGCAGAUUAGAUGCCGGGGCUGUUUCCUGCAACCUGCAAUCAAGUAAUUCCAAGAAAAUCCGGGAUUAGCCAUUUGUUUCACUUGUCAUUUGGUGUCCCCAUCCGCCUCCCAUUAAUUUAUCUUCCCGUCAUCAAAUCGCCGAGAAAGAGAGUCAAGUGCCCGUUUGUUUUUGUUGAUUGACCAGACCCACUCUACCGAUUCGUCGAGUUUAUCAACCUGCGCCUGAUCGCACCAUUUAAAGGAAACGACCGUUCGCGCUCAGCAAUUCACCAUGACCCAAAACAGGUGUGCCGACUACCAAAUUCCUUUGCGGCUGCUCCUUGCGGUGGCGGUCGUUUGCCUGGCGACUGGCAUCGAGUCGCGAGCUCAAUUCAGCAACAUGCGAGUCUUCCGAACGAAUGGCAUGUUCAACAAGGACCACUGGCGUCCGAUGGACAUUUUGAAAUCGUUCAAAAUUAACAAAGAACAGGAAACGGACUCGUCGAGGGCGGCCGAAAUCGUGAGCGCCAGUUCGAUCAAACGCGUGAGCAUGGCGUCGCUUUUGCAACAAUUGAAUCAAGUGAGCAGCGGAAAGAAAGACGUCUUCUUCCCCACUCCGAUCGCAACCAAGCAGGAGGAAAGCAGCAGUCUGUCCAUUCCAGUCACCAUCAUCGAAUCGAAUCAUUCCGCCAUAACUCCGGUCGUCAAGGAGAGCACGAUUCGUCGCGUCAAACUUCCAGCCGGAUCCAUUUCUUAUUCGAGAAACGGACCCGCCUCGAACGGACCGUCCAUUUUGCUCAACAUCAACCCUCAUCUUCAACGCUCGACGAGAUUUCCCAGUACCGAGCCACCAACAACCACCGAGCCGGCUACUACUACAACAACAACCGAGCCAUCAACAACGACUGAGCCAUCAACAACGACGACGACGACCGAGCCAUCGACUUCUACGGCCACAGAGCCGUGCGUGACCAAAGUUUACGUCAAAGCCAAACCAAUUGAACAACAAGCGGCUAAACCUUAUGGUAACAAGGCCAAAACGCCCGCUUCGGUCAGAGCCGACAACAUCUUAGCCUCCAGUAAGAAAUUGAGCCAAAUGCCCAACUCGCCCAUCUACUACAUCAAGUUGCCGGCCUCCUCUUUCGUCUCGGGUCGAACUCCGCAUAAGGAAGACGCAGUCCCGUUCGAUUUUUUCAAGCAGUCGCCCAUCUUUGUGGCCACCACCAGACGACCGAGUAAUGGCGGCAACAACGUCGUCGAGGAGAUCAUCACGACCGAGUCCCCAUCGGAGACUUUGUUAUCGACCACGACGAGAUCCCCGCCGCGUACCAAUUCGCGCGUCAUCAACAUCAAGGGACCGUUCGUUUUCAACGGCAAACCGGGCGGCAUCUAUUCGGCUCCAGCUCCGUACAGGCCGCCCAACUAUUUGGAUCUUCUCCAUCAAUUAUACCCGAAACUCAAGAGGGCUCAAUUUAUCAGACGCUGAAGAAGCAUAAUUU